Molecule: messenger RNA, 5347 nt
Organism: Anolis sagrei ordinatus
Lineage: Eukaryota; Metazoa; Chordata; Lepidosauria; Squamata; Anolidae
Gene: PALS1
Product: protein associated with LIN7 1, MAGUK p55 family member
Biological process (GO): protein localization to plasma membrane; generation of neurons; morphogenesis of an epithelial sheet
Cellular component (GO): adherens junction; plasma membrane
Molecular function (GO): protein binding
Source: RefSeq, a predicted model, not a curated record
AGGAGGGAGAAGGGGGGGAAACCGGAUAUGCGCAUGCGCGGGGAAGAAGCAAAACGGCGAUUUGGUUGCUGGGAUCUGGCACAGGAGGCGGGGCGGCGGCCGACGUUGUCGACGAGGACGACGGCGGCGACGAAGAAGUUGUGCCGCUUCGGUCUUGGUGAGGCGUGUGGGCUCCGGUGCGUCUCUUUCCGUGAGCGGCCUGAAGCGUCGUCGUUGUCGUCACAGGCGAAGGCGAGGCGCCCUUUCCUCGGUCCGGCGGGUGCCCAACAGAUUUUCUUGAUGGAUAUGUGUCUUCACCUUAAUCCAGUUGUUAAUAAGAAGACUUUCUUACAUUAUAAUGGAUUUUAAAUGGUACCCUCAAGAAGACAAGCUUUAUAAUAAAAUUUAUGUCUGAGAAGUGGUACAGCUUAUUGCACACAACAAUGACAACCUCUCAUAUGAAUGGACAUGUAACAGAAGAUUCUGAUAAUGAAACAAAAAAUGUGGAUCUUCCACCACUUGAGGAACCUCAAAAGCAUAGAGAAAUGGCUGUUGACUGCCCUAGUGACCUGGGUACCAGGAUGAUGCCAUUGCGGCGGAGUGCUCAACUUGAGCGAAUUCGACAACAGCAAGAGGAUCUGAGGCGAAGAAGGGAAGAAGAAGGAAAGAAACAGGAACUAGACCUUAAUUCUUCUAUGCGCCUGAAGAAGUUAGCUCAGAUUCCUCCCAAAACUGGCAUAGAUAACCCUAUGUUUGACACAGGUGAAAGUGUUAUUUUGGAGAGCCCACAUUGUGCUGUGAAAGUCCUAGAGGUUGAUGAGCUUCUGUCUUCACUUAAACAUGUUCAGCACACUCUGUUAGAUCCCCAAAGUCAAGAGGAAAUUGCUCUAAUUUUACAGCUUGUGCAAAACACUGACUUUCAAAAUGCAUUUAAGAUACACAAUGCUGUUACUGUGCAUAUGAACAAAGCCAGCCCUCCAUAUCCCCUUAUCUCCAAUGCACAAGAGCUUGCACAAGAGGUACAGAGUGUUUUGAAACCAAGCCAUCAAAAGGAUGGAGUAGAACUUAAUUCAUUAUUGAAUGCCCCUCAUAUUCAGGCACUGCUUUUGGCUCAUGAUAAAGUUGCUGAGCAGGAAAUGCAGCCAGAACCAUUAACAGAUGAAAAGAUUUAUGAAAAUGUUGGUCUUUAUGGAGGAGAGACAGUUAAAAUAGUUCGUAUUGAGAAGGCUCGGGAUAUCCCUUUGGGUGCUACAGUACGCAAUGAAAUGGAUUCAGUCAUUAUUAGUCGAAUAGUGAAGGGAGGUGCUGCAGAAAAAAGUGGCUUGUUGCAUGAAGGUGAUGAAGUUCUGGAAAUCAAUGGAAUUGAAAUUCGUGGGAAAGAUGUUAAUGAAGUCUUUGACUUACUGGCAGAUAUGCAUGGUACUCUGACGUUUGUACUGAUUCCUAGUCAGCAGAGCAAACCACCACCAACUAAGGAGACUGUGAUUCACGUGAAAGCUCAUUUUGAUUAUGAUCCAUCUGAUGACCCCUAUGUCCCUUGCAGAGAGUUAGGACUAUCCUUUCAAAAGGGAGAUAUACUUCAUGUGAUCAGCCAAGAAGAUCCAAAUUGGUGGCAGGCCUACCGAGAUGGAGAUGAGGAAAAUCAGCCUUUGGCGGGGCUUAUUCCAGGAAAAAGUUUUCAGCAGCAAAGAGAAGCUAUGAAACAGACUAUAGAGGAAGACAAGGAACCAGAAAAAUCAGGGAAACUUUGGUGUGCGAAAAAAAACAAAAAGAAACGGAAGAAAGUUUUAUAUAACGCCAAUAAAAAUGAUGAUUAUGACAAUGAGGAAAUCUUGACUUAUGAGGAAAUGUCACUUUAUCACCAACCAGCAAAUAGAAAACGGCCCAUUGUCCUGAUUGGGCCUCAGAACUGUGGCCAAAAUGAACUGCGGCAAAGGCUAAUGAAUAAUGAGGCAGACCGGUUUGCUUCUGCAGUUCCUCAUACGACACGGAAUAGGAGAGACAAUGAAGUAGCUGCCAGAGAUUACCAUUUUGUAUCACGACAAGCAUUUGAGGCUGAUAUAGCAGCAGGAAAGUUUAUUGAGCACGGUGAAUUUGAGAAGAAUCUGUAUGGUACCAGCAUAGACUCUGUCCGGCAAGUGAUAAAUUCUGGAAAGAUAUGUCUUUUAAAUCUUCAUACACAGUCACUGAAGAGCUUACGGAAUUCAGAUUUGAAACCCUAUAUUAUCUUCAUUGCCCCACCUUCACAAGAACGGCUUCGUGCGUUACUGGCCAAAGAGGGCAAAAAUCCAAAGCCAGAAGAACUGCGAGAAAUCAUAGAGAAAACCAGAGAGAUGGAGCAAAAUAAUGGCCAUUACUUCGAUACCGCAAUUGUGAAUUCUGAUAUAGAUAAAGCAUACCAAGAAUUACUCCGUUUAAUUAAUAAACUCGAUACUGAACCUCAGUGGGUUCCAUCAUCUUGGCUACGGUGAAGGACAACAAUUCCAAGGGAGAAGGGGACUUUGCUCAUAGAAGACUGCUCAUCCUUGAUAUUAGAUGACGGGUUAAGCUGUAGUCUGCACUGAUGCUCAGUGUAAUUUUUUUUAGAAAGUGUAGUCUGACACAAUUCUGCUGUGAUUUAGAAAGUCUGAACUUUCACUACAUUUCAUCAGAUGCAGACAUUCUGAACAAACCCCCGUGUUUUUAAUUUUUUGAAUAGUCUUUCAAGCAGCUGCUCUAAAUUUUUCUUUUCCUUCUAGAUAUUUGAUCUUAAACCAAGCAUUAAACAUUCUGAUCAUUAUAAAUAUUGGCUAUUUAAUUAACACUGUUAACUUUAUUAAGCUAUGGACAUGAUCAUAUAUUUUUAAGAGCACAACAGAAUACUGGACAAAAGGAAUUAAUUUACAAGGGGAAUAGAGGAAUUAAUCUGGAAGUUCACUUUUUACUGUAUAAAUGGGCUACUUUGAUAUAGAGUUGCCCUUAGUCUUGAAUUUGUUUUUAAUGAUGAAACAUUCCAUUAUCUAAUAGCACUGCAAUUUUUGAAAAUAUAUACAGUGUAAAUAUUCCAAACUUCUUUGUAUUUAGUUACUUUGUAAAUCAGGUUGGUAGCUUAUUAAAUAACACUAAGGCCCAUGAAGGUGAUAUAUGAUAUGUGUGUGUGUGAAAAGUUGAUAUUUUAGAUAUAUUUUAUGAUUUUUUUUUUCCUCUUGGCUGCCAUUUUAUUGGGAGUCAUUGUUGUCCCAUGGAAUUGUAGACAACUUUAGAAGGGAAGUUAUAUUUUUAUGAAAAUAGAUGUUCUUAUAUGAAUUUUUUUAAAGCCUUUGCUUCUUUACAAUGUAAAAUUGUAUUUUAUAAUCAAAAACAGAUUUUGGGAUCACAAGUAUUAGAGUUUUUCUUGUAUUUUUAUAUAUAGGUGCAAGAUAUCUCAUGGCUAUUUGUCAUGUAGGUAGUUAAUCGGAGUUAAUAUUAUUAAAUAACUAAGUCAUCACCCUAUAGUGAAAGAAUGGGGUGGAAAUAUUACUAAAUUGGGAAGAAGGCACAUUCUCUUUUCUAGAAUAAUCCCCCCUCUAUGUGCAAUUGAAGAUACCCAUGAAGGUUCAGAUAUGAUGGCUUUUGUCUCUAUGAAGCUUCUCCAAUUGUAGCUCAUUUAAACUGACUAGGUUUUUUUGCUUCUUUGUGGAUGGGGCCCUUGAAUGUGAAUAUUAAUAUUAGUUUUUCUUUGUUCUGUUAUAGUUUUUAUUUUUAUAUAUUGUCAUACACUGGAAUUUCAUCAAUGUAUGGUUGAGUGUACCGAACAGUGAAGAAUUGGUUGAUUUUUCUAAGAGUCAACAGAAAAAAUAGGCAAAUCUGACACUUUUGUGUUUGUAACUAAGCAUAGUAUACAUUGGUACACUGCAUGUAUACAGAAAAAAAUGCUUAAGAAUAGAAAUUCCUCAGUAUUAUCUGUUCCCCAUCAGAGUCAGAAAAAGUUCUGUGCAGAUUAUAUUCAAAGGGUCUUAAAAUACAUUUAUCAAGAUAUUAUAAAAUAACUUAACAAUGUGCCUCCAUCCAAUAAAGUGUUUGGGUACGAAUGAGAAAUUGCAGACAAUCCCCAAGUUACAAACAAGAUAGGUUCUGUAAAUUUGUCCUUAAGUUGAAUGUGUAUGUAAAUCCAAAUAGAUACAUUUUAAAGUGUAACUCCAGCCAAAAAUAUGUAUCUUUUAGCAUUGGAUAGCAUAGGGAAGGGCCAGCUCCCCUGUGGUGUUACUUUCGCUGUCUGUGCCUGUUCAGAAGAUUUCUCUUCACUUUCUGUCCCUGUGAUAAUUGGAUUUUGAAAAAAUUGGCUUGUUGUAGAAACAAAGCUUCAGUUGAGACACCUCUUUGAUGACAACUCUUUAACAACUGCAUUUCCCUUCCUCGGUUAUGGAAACAAGGAUUGGUGAUAAAGCUUCAGUGGUGAUACCUUUUUCCCAUAAUCCUUCCAGGAGUGAGUGAAUUGCCCUUCUGAGGAUAAUCCCACCUCCCACCCCCACCCCUGCGCGCGCGCACACACACACACACACACACACUUCCUGUUUUCUCACACCCAUUAUUAACUAUGAGUUGUUCGUAAAUCAGAUGUUUCUAACUUGGGGACUGCCUGCAUAUGAAAUAAUUAUGUAUCCUUACAUGUAUUAUCCUAAAACAUUUUUUCUCCAAUAGUCAACUUUGACUAGAAUGCAAGCCAUGAAGGUGAAAGUUGCAGUGUAUUUUUCUUUUGAUUUGAUAGAAAAGGGGUUCAGAUAAAUUGGGACCAUUCAGAUGCAGUUCAGGAAUGGGCUCUGGGAUUCUUCCUUCCCUUCUUUGUUAUGAGUCCCCACCCCAUUCCCUACUAGACUAACUACCAUUUUAUGUCUACACUGCCAACCAUGUUGAAGCCUUCCCCCUGGCAUUUGAACCAGUAUUGGAAGCAGUUUACAAACCCAAGGUUACAUAUUGCAUUGGCUAGCAUACACAAAGGUUAUGGUUGGUGUAGAUAUGAAUAAUUGUGGUGAAAGGUGGUAGAAUUUGCACACAAGAAUUUGCACAUAAAGAGACUAUGGAGAAAAGCACUACAGACCCUGAAAUAAGAUUUUGUGCUUGUACACUCACAUUGCAAUAGUGCCUGUGCAUUUUCAGGUUUAGUGCCUAAGUGGCGUCAAUUAGUUUUUAUUGUGCAAGCAUUUAUGUGAAGGAGUUGCACAAAGGAUUUGUAUUCGAGGAGGGGGAAUUAUAAUACACAUUACUGUCCUAGUCUUAACAAAUAAUAAGAGAAUUUUCAUGUUAUUGAGAAUGCAUUCUAGGACAGUAUGAGACACUGAAAUUGACACACCAAUACCUGUAUUGAAGAGUGACGUGCUUAAACAAUAAAUACAUUGUUUCCCUACUCAAA